CCGCCCCUAGGCCUGCAGCUGGGUCCUGCCUCCUCUCGGGUGGGCCAUGGCCAGGACUUGGCUGCUGCUUCUCCUGGCCCUCGAGUGUCCAGCCCUGCCCACAGGUGUAGGCAGCACACCCUUUCCCUCUCUGGCCCCGCCAAUCACACUGCUGGUGGAGGGGAAGCAGCAGACACUGGUGGUCUGCCUGGUCCUGGAUGUUGCACCCCCCGGCCUUGAGAGUACCAUCUGGUUCUCAGCUGGCAACGGCAGCUUCCUGGAUGCCUUCACCUAUGGCCCUUCCCCAGCAGCAGAUGGCUCCUGGACUAGCGUGGCUCAGCUUUCUGUGCCCUCUGAGGAGCUGGCAGCCUGGGAGACCUUGGUCUGCCACACGGGGCCUGGACCUGGGAACCCCAGCCAGAGCACACAGCCCCUGCAGCUGUCAGGCAAGCCUUCCUCAGCCAGGACCUGCCUACGGGAACCUCUCAGGGGGACACGGGGCCAGGCGCUCCGGCUGGAGGCGCUGCGGUUGCUGCUCUUCAAGUUGCUGCUGCUGGACGUGCUCCUGACCUGCAGCCGCCUCCGCGCCCCGCCCGCCGCGCGGGAGGAUCCGGCCCAGGCGCUUGGUCCUGGGGACCCCGCUCCCCGCGUCCCGCACCGCCCCACCGGCGGACCGCCUUCUCCUCCCGCAGCCUCUGCCGGGACGAUCGCCCGCAGCCCCCACCGACUGGAUUAGCCGCAGUGAUGGUGGGACCCCAGGCCGAGGGCUCAGCCUGUCCGCCCCGCCGGCACUGCAGCCCUAGGAUGGCCGUGCAGUUCCCACCCGCGGUCCGGGUCAGGAUCC
Messenger RNA from Phacochoerus africanus (Common warthog), 823 nucleotides. It is a transcript of the gene PTCRA, whose product is annotated as pre T cell antigen receptor alpha. Gene Ontology annotation, biological process: negative regulation of thymocyte apoptotic process. Lineage: Eukaryota; Metazoa; Chordata; Mammalia; Artiodactyla; Suidae. The coding region runs from base 47 to 715 and encodes 222 amino acids. The transcript has 4 exons. The record is from RefSeq and is a predicted model, not a curated record.